Adineta ricciae is the source of this 579-nucleotide messenger RNA. NCBI's taxonomy places the organism in Eukaryota, Metazoa, Rotifera, Eurotatoria, Adinetida, Adinetidae. The record is from the annotation of a GenBank genome assembly.
AUGAUUGCUUACAUCUACGGUUUUAAUCGAUUUAUGAAUGAUGUGAAGAUGAUGUUAGGAAAGCGUGCAGCUGAAUAUUAUUUGUUCGUUACAUGGUGUAUCAUCGCUCCUGUUUUAAUCGUUAUCUUAACAUUGUCGAAAUUAGCUAGUUCGAAGCUGCUGGAACAUGGAGAUGGUGGUGGUUUUGCUGCGUAUGUUUUUCCUGAGUGGAGCCAUACACUCGGAUGGUUUAUUUUCGUAAUUUGUGUCAUACCCAUUCCACUGGUGUUUGUAGUCAACUAUAUAAAAGAAUAUCGCUCAAUCGAGCGAGACGAAGCUACGAAAUCAAUUGGUCCUGAGAGUCGCGAGUAUCUUUUGGAAGAAGACGAAUAUCUAACGAGACCUCGGUAUCUCGAAGCAUUUAAACGAAAUAAUUUACCACGAGACGAUUGGGGUCCAUUGCAUAGUGAUGAUCAUCAUGGUUUAUAUCGACAUUUAAAUGACGUUGCGUCGAUCAGUGAAGUGGAUUUUGAUUUAACGCGUCCCUCCGUUGUUGCCAGACUUGACAAUCAGAAUUUCGAAGCAAACGUAUCAGAUUGA